AUGAACUCGUGGGACGCGGGCCUGGCGGGGCUGCUGGUGGGCACGAUCGCCGUGUCGCUGCUGUCCAACGGGCUGGUGCUGCUCUGCCUCCUGCACAGCGCUGACAUCCGCCGCCAGGCGCCGGCGCUCUUCACCCUCAACCUCACGUGUGGCAACCUGCUGUGCACCGUGGUCAACAUGCCGCUAACCCUGGCCGGCGUCGUGGCACAGAGGCAGCCGGCCGGGGACCGCCUGUGCCGCCUGGCCGCCUUCCUCGACACCUUCCUGGCUGCCAACUCCAUGCUCAGCAUGGCCGCGCUCAGCAUCGACCGCUGGGUGGCCGUGGUCUUCCCGCUGAGCUACCGUGCCAAGAUGCGCCUCCGAGAUGCCGCGUUCAUGGUGGCCUACACGUGGCUGCACGCGCUCACCUUCCCAGCCACCGCGCUCGCCCUGUCCUGGCUCGGCUUCCACCAGCUCUACGCCUCUUGCACUCUGUGCAGCCGGCGGCCGGACGAGCGCCUGCGCUUUGCUGUCUUCACUAGCGCCUUCCACGCGCUCAGCUUCCUCCUCUCCUUCAUUGUGCUCUGUUUCACGUACCUCAAGGUGCUCAAGGUGGCCCGCUUCCACUGCAAGCGCAUCGACGUGAUCACCAUGCAGACGCUCGUGCUGUUGGUGGACAUCCAUCCCAGUGUGAGGGAACGCUGUCUGGAGGAACAGAAGCGGAGGCGACAGCGUGCCACCAAGAAGAUCAGCACCUUCAUAGGGACCUUUCUCGUGUGCUUUGCGCCCUACGUGAUCACCAGGCUGGUGGAACUCUUCUCCACUGCACCCAUUGGCUCCCACUGGGGCGUGCUGUCCAAGUGCUUGGCCUACAGCAAGGCUGCAUCUGACCCCUUCGUAUAUUCCCUGCUGCGACACCAGUACCGCAGGAGCUGCAAGGAGCUUCUGAACAGGCUCUUCAACAGACGCUCUAUCCGCUCUGUGGGCCUCACAGGUGACUCUCACAGCCAGAACAUUCUGCCAGUGUCAGAAUGAAGGACCACUCUCCGGUUUGAGGAAUUCAGAGUGAGGUGGCCAGAACGGAGGGAGGUGGUCUGGGACUCCUGGGUGGACAGUAACUGCCACCAUUGCCUGGUGACUGCAGUGAUGCUGAUGUCUGAACAAGUCCUAGAGCUCUUCCAGGGUAGAUUUCAGGCUGCCCCUGUUUGUCACCAAAGGAUGGCCAGAGGCCAUGCCCUGGCCUUUCUUUCUGAGAGCGUUUUGAGCAUUUACACUCAUCAAAGGCCUCCCCAAAAGAUGGCAGGCCGGUCACUGUCAAGUACAGAGUGCUGGUGGCAGGUGUGGGGCGUGAUACCCCGCAGUUUGCUAACUACUGGUCAUGGGGCUCCAUGCUCCAAGGGGCAUUUCAGUGAUGGGAAAAGUGAGGCUGACUUUGGCUGUCUGGCCCCAGAUCUAAUAUGGCACCUCUUUUCUACUUAGUAGUGUUUGCUGCUGUAACCCAAAUAUUAUCCAGCCGGUGCCAACUAUAUAAUGAUCAGCUGACACCCUUGGGCUCUGCACUCAAUGGGAAUGUGUUUAACAACCAGUUUGCUGCCUACCGGUUGUCUUAGAAAUGAUAAAUUGGAUUCAACUUUUUUUUUUUUUUUUUGUCCCUCUUCCAUCCAACAAACAAAUGUUUGCGUGUAUUGACAAUCUUAGCAUGAAAGUGGUCUCAAUAGACAGGUCAUAGAUAAUGUUAGAUUCUAUGAAAUCUGAGCAGGAAGUCACCUUCUUCUGAUUUGCAUGCCAUAGCUAUGGGAACCCAGUAAAGUGGGAAGAUGGUGGCUGCUCUGUCCUGCCUCCCCAUCCAGGAUCUGAGUUGGGAGAGAGGGAGUACUUCCUCUUGGCUUAGACAUCUUGCCCAUCAUAUCUUGUGAGGUAGUAGCGCAGUCUUAGUUUUCAGAUACUGGGUUCCAUUAUCCUGGCGGUUCAUUAUCCUGAUUCUGCAAUUGUGUCCUGAGAAAGCAGGGGCUGUCCAAGGUCACCAUGAAAGUGCUCUGGGCCACUGCCGAGAGAGUGCAAUUAGUAUAGGACGUUGUUCCCAUAAUAUACAUGCCAACCCGUUGGGAGCCAUUGUCGUAGUCUCAUUAAAAUCUAAGCUAAGGACCGGAGAAAUAGCUGAGCCAGGAAAGUGCUUACUGUACAAGCGCAAGGACCCGAGUCUAACCCCAAGAAUCCACACUAAAAGCACACUGGGCAUGGUGGCACGCACCUGCAAUCCUAGCACAGGAGAAGCAAGAGAGGCUGUUUGCUCCACAGGACUUAUUAGUCAGCCAAGACUUAGCUGAAUGGGUGAGUUACAGACCACGGGUGGACCUCAAAAAAGAGAUGAACAAUGUGGAUUGCAACUGAGAGACAACCCCUGAGGUUGACCUCUGGCCCAUGCAUACCAACACACACACACACACACGCACGGCCCAUGCCUUGAGACUACUCAGAGCAGUGUUUCUCAGCCCUGUGACUCCUCUGGGUGGAAAGGGUAGAGGGCCAUCAAGUCAGAAUAUCAUUAUCUCCUUUUAGCUCCACACAUCCUAGGCUCAGAAGGAUAGUGGGAACUCUCCACUAGAGACGAAAGGAUGAUUUCCCCUGCCUGGCAUUCCCAGCAGUUAACGGCAGAGAAAGGUCUGCUUGUCGGUUUGAGAAGACGGCCUAUCAUUAUUAACUCUUGGCAAUUCAUUUAGAAAACAACCCCGCCAGGCCUAGUGUUGACAGGCUUCAGGGUUUCCAUGGAGACCAGAAUGGAGACAGCUGUGUCAUGUAACGAGGCUUGAAUAUCUUCCCAUUGCUGGGCAAGGUAUGCUCACACCUGUCUUACCAGAGAAAAAAGAACCCAGACACUAGAGGGGGACUCCCCAGGACACUUGUUCGAUUUUGUACCCAGCUUUCCCCAGCCAGUCUUCUGGGGGAGUUGGUGAGGUACACCCCUCCCUCCUGUGAUGAGGGACGUCAUACAGGUAGCUUGAAAUUAGCCACGGUGGACAUUUUUAUAUACUCAGAAUACCUAAGUGUUAUACAUCAGGCCUUUCCCCCAGAGAGCUGGUUGUCAUCUGUCUACCAGCGCAACACUGCCACACAUUUGUUUCUCGAAUAAAACUGUCCUGGUUCAGAGUCCAUUUGACCCCAGAAGGACCAAGUCACAGCAAUCACUUCUAUCGGUUUCCUAGUGAUGAGCAGCUGUCUACCCUCUGUUGUCCCAACACUCAGAGUCCUAGGGAAGCUCCGGUCAAGCAGGGAGCUAAGGCAGCAUGCACAAAAUUAUUUCCCCUCUUUACACAAAUACUGCUGAAGUUGGGCAGAAGAGGAAUGCUGACCCAGGGGGUGAGGUCAAUAGACAAGCAAUGGUGAGUAGCGACACCCACUUUCCUGGGUAGGUUUGGAAGGAGAGUCAUCCACAAAUCCUUUCUCUGUUUGAUCUGCAUAGGCAACAGAUUGCAUCCUGAGUUGUAAGGAGAUCUCUCUGUCCCUUCCUUAGCCGAGAAGCAGGAUCAGCCACCCACGACACCACAUAUUCAGAAGGAUGUAUGCUGUAAUUUUCACUAUGCCUCUAAAGCAGCUCACCAUUUAAUAAAACCCGUAACUUUGGCAUCACGCCACUGACAGGAACCCCUGAUAAGGCCAUUGAUGAAGAGCUUUCAUUAUCACUUAGACACAGGCUUGAAAACCCAAGGGCAGUGAGGAGGAAGCGGCUCCACUGGCAAUCGGCACUAGCCAACCCUGCAGCAAUUGACUUCCCAUAAAUGUGUAUAGCCAGCUCUGCACAUCUCUGAAAUGUGUCCCCUGUGGUUUCUGCUCCCACUUGAGUGAUCUACCUCAUUCUGGUAAUUUAAUUAAUCAAACAACGUGUGGUUUUCUCAGGUAAGAGGCAUAAAAAAAGCAAGACUUCAUCCCCCAAGGCUAAAGGCCUCGUGGACUCACUUGACUCCUGCUAGUUCACUGAGUCACAGUCACUGCGCUUGCACUUGAGAGCCAGCAGCUGGGCAGGUGAAACCAUCUGUGAAGCUUGAGAGUAGACCCUACAGAGGAGAGGCCUACCAGAUCCCGAAUCCGCUCAGAGGACUCACUUCCUGUCUUAUACAUACUGUUCACCUUUUAUAAGCCCUUCUAGAAGGUCAGGACCUCAGGCUCCUUGGUUUGUUUCCCACUGUGCUUUCUUCCAGGACUCAGCUCAGGCCCCUGUCACUCUGAUCAAUGAACCUCUCACCUUGUGUUUGUGAGAGAUUUGUUUUCCUUUUUUCAUGUAUCUUUCUCCCAGAGAGACGGUAGACAGAGUAGAGCCAUGCGUGUGUACUGGUGGUCACCUGUUCCCAGGCCUUGGUGCACUGCAAGCACAUCUGUGCCUGGCUGUGAUAUGGCUGCUGGCUGAACCAACAGCUGUGUGCUGUCAGGAUUUGACGCUAACACAGGGUUAAGGAAGUUGCCUGCUUUUCCUGAGGAGACUCUAUAAGGUGCUAGAAGUCUCAUGGAUUAACUCAUAUCCUUGGGCCCAUGAACACCAUCGGGGAAGACCUGGAGGCUGUGAGGUUCCUGAGUCUGUGUCUUCCUGAGCAUCUAAGGGUUUGGAUGGAGACAGUGGCUCCUAAACUUCCCCAUCCCCAGUGUCACCAAGGGAGCUGUUCAAUAUGGACUCUAGAGUUCUCCCUUCAGAGGUGAAUUCAUGCAAGCUGGCAAGACUUGGGAUUCUACGGUCCAUAUAUGAUUCAUAUAUUGCUGUCCAGGCAGCAGACUCAGGAGAUCUUCCUGAUGGCCUUAAAUGUCUGGAUUAAAUGUCUAGAAACCCAAAUUUCAGACUGGGCCAGUGUUUCCUUUAACCUCUUUGAUGACCUAGGAAGUAGAUCCCGGUAAACAUCUUCACUUUGUAGAGACCCACACAGACUUGAAGGAAGAAGCCAAGCAAGGUAGUAGGCUCCAGAAGGGCUUGGUGGCUGUCAGUCCCCAUCAAUAUGCACCCCUCACUUCAGCACUUUCUCUUUUUUGCCACAAGUAUCUAGGGAAUCCUGAGGGGCAGUGCUCAACAGCCACCUCUGUCCUCAGCAGCGAUGGCUCACCUUCAGGAAUGCCACCUGAUUGCUGUUUUAGGUGUUGAGGGCUUCCUGUCAACCUGCACCUUCGGAAAACUUUGGGCCAUCAUCUCCAUGAGCGUCAGUAGCAAGCAGCAUUCCCCUGAGACCCAAGGGAGUCUUCUCCUGAGCAGCAGGACUCAGAUAGAGAUGAGGGGUGGAGCCUAUUAUGGAGAAGUUUGCUCUUACCGGUUCAGUGGAGGAAUUUGUGUGGGAGGAGCCUACUUUCCUAAGUUCCCCACCCUACUUGCCAGCUCCCAGUUUCUCCCAAGCUCCAGUGGCCUGUUGUGUUCUAGGGAACUAGGGAGCUCGCUUACUUUCUGUCUUUGCUCCUGGCCUGACCUAAGGAAGGGGGCAGGAACCACAGGUUUUUCUUGCCUUUCUUCAGAGGUUGCUGUGGACUUAAAGGACCCCUCAGCUCUUUGCUCAACCACAGAGUGAAGAUCAGGAGGGCUUGGUGUGGACACUUUAGGCAGUCAGCUUGCCAGGAGGGAGGAGCCGUGGGACCAACAGAAUGGACCUGUCCAAACUUCAGUGAUUUAGCAUUUUAUAAAGAGGAGCUUCAGGUAGUUUCGAUCAGCCUCACCCACACAUCACAAGUCAAGAACUAUGACGUGCCAGAGGUCCAGAGAAUGGGUUCCUGCAAUGACAUGCAGGUGACAAAACUGGAUUUGGAGCUGGGCGCAGUGGCUCACAAGCCCCUGUAAUCUCAGCACUCAGAAAGGCAGAGGCAGAUAGAUCUCUGUGAGUUUGAGGCCAGCCUGGUCUACAAAGCGAGUCCAGGACAGCCAACACUACACCAAGAAGCCCUGUCUCUAAAACAAAACAACUGGAUUUGACUCAAGGGCUGUGGGACUUCUCACCUGUCACUUUAUAGUUCUUAAGCCAGAGCCUCCUCUGCCAGGCCCCAGGGUAGAUAAGUGUCUAGGUGGGCCUAGUUUAAGGGUGUUGCUCAGUGCUGCUAACUAGAAUUCCUGGAAGACUUUUUGGCUUUGGGUCAGAACUGCUGGUACAGCCUGGCAUGAGACAUAGAUGUGGACCAUCCUGGUAAGGGUCCAGCAGGGUAGGGCUUAGUGCACAUCCUGGUGGGGACUCAGAAGUGGGCAGGGCCUCCUCAGACAAAGUGAAUAGCAUCUGUGGCCAAUGGGGUGGAUGUUUGUGAAGUCAGAACAAAAUUAGAAAAAAGAUGAAAGGAGGAAAAGUUCACAUGUAUUUAGCUAUCCAAAAAGAGAAGAAAGAAAGAAAACUCAGGAGGAGAGAAAGGAAAAAAGAGAAAGGAAGGACAGAGAGGGGAAAGACAAAAGGUAUUAUAUUUAUUUUGAGGGGAUUGACAUGUGUUCAUUUUUAAUUCAAUAUGUUAUUGACUCACCACCUGUUCUUUCCUUCCAAUCUCUUCCAUCCCUCCCCAACACAAGCUCUCCCUCCCAACUUCAUGUACCUUUUUUAUUUUUUAAAUCCACUGAGUUCAGUUGGUGUUGCUGGUACGUGUCAGGGUAUAGAGUUACCUGCCGAGGCACUGGCAAACUACCCAGGGCCAGACCUCAGAAGAAAACAGACAUUUCUCCCCCAGCACCCAUCACUGCCAACAGCUCCUCAGCAGAGUGGGACUUUGUGACGCCCUCCCCCACCCACCUAGGAAUUUUGACUGGCUUGGUCUUACGCAGGUCUUGUGCAUGCAGCCACAGCCACUGUGAGUGAGCGCCAUGUCCAGAAGACAUCUUUUUUGCUGCAGUCCCCCCAACCUCUGGAUCUGACAGUCUUUCCACUGCCUCUUCAGUGAUGGUCCCUGAGCUUUGGUGAAGGAGUCGUAAUACAGAUGUCUUAUUUAGGGGUGAAUACUUUAGGGUUUCUUACUAUCUGUGGUCCAAUCAGUUGUGGAUCUCUAUAUUAAACUCUAUUUACUGCAAAAAAAAAAAAAAAAUUCCUCUGAGGGUAUGAAGGCGCAAGGAAGUGAGGUCCUAAGACCAACGUUUCGUUACAUAUAUAUAUUUCUUUGAGAAUGUUAUAUAAUCUACUUUGAUCAUAGUCAGCCACAACUCCUCUCUUAACCUCUCCUAAACUACCCCCCCCCAUUUUGUGUCCACUUAAAGUUUUCUUUUUAAAUACUUAUCAACUCCAAUUUGGGUUGUUCACUACUUUUAGGUAUGAUACCAUUCCCUGGAGCUUGGGGCACCAUGCUUAAAUACAAACUGACCCUGCUCCUCCAGAAGCUAUAAACUGUCCAGGCUUCCUCAGUUAGGGCUGAGAACUUAUGAACACCACCCCCCGCCAUGCUAGAAUGCUGCUGACUGGCUUGAUCUCCCCGCAGGCAGUCACAGCUGCUGCAGGUUCAUAAGCACAGCAGUUCUCAUGUCCAGAAGACACAAAGGUUUCAGACUGACUCCCCUCAGCCUCCGGCUCUUAAAUAUUUCUGUCCCCUCUUCCAUGAUGGUCCAUGGGCCUUGUUGCUGUGGGUAAGAGUGUGUGUAUGUGUGUGUGAGUGUGUGUGUGUGUGUGUGUGCAUGUGUGUGUGAUAUAGAUGUCCUAUUUGUGGCUGAGCACUCCAGUCACUUAUUCUCUGCACUUUGGCUAGUUGUGAGUUUCUCCAUUAACCGCCCUCCACUGUACAAAAUUAAAAGAAAACAAAAACCUUCUCUGAUGAGGUUUAAAAGCUGCACCAACCUAUGGGCAGAGAGAUAUAAAUUUAGGGGGCAGUUUAAUGCUGUCUCCAUUUAUCAAAAUAAUAGCAUGAAUAUAUAAAUUAACACAUUUGCUGCCAGAGCCUGUGAGCUCCCUAACUAUGGAUUCUUGAGUAGAUUUGCAGUACCAGGCAUGUGUUCCCUCCUUCAAUCCAAUCAGAAAAUAAUCAUUUAUUAUUUGUGCCAUAACAUUUGUGCCACUAUUGUACCCAUGGGCAAAUCUUGCUGUGUUGGUCUUUACUGUAGUUUCCAAGGUUCACAGUUAGCUAAGACUGUGAAUGACUUUUUCCCAAGCAGCCUGCAAUAGCACUUUCCAUUACUAUGAGAGUUGGCCAGCAAGGGAGGAAGCUUCCUGGUCAGUACUGACUUCAUCACAUCCUGUGACUAACGUGUACAGUAUCUUCAGCAAUAAGAUCAUAUUAUCAAGUUGAGGGGUACAACUAAGCCAACACUUAUUCUUGAUGACAGUGUUGAUUCCUUUGUUAGUUAGCUAUAUAUUUACUUACUUGUUUAUUUUCAAGACAGGUUGUCCCCGGUGGCCUUUAACUCACCAUGUAGCCCGUACUUGCCUCAGAUUUGCAGCAGAUCUUAUAGUGAUAAGCAAUCCCCGUGCCUCAGCCUCCUGAGUGCUGGUGUUACAGGCAUGAACCACCAAACAUAACUACAAUUCAGUCCCAAGAAACUAAGUCCAGGCACGUUUUCCCAGGGUGCCUCCUCUGAGGAUAUCCUGAGGGGGGACAAAUGUGUGUCUUUGUUUUAUGUAGGAGAGUGUUAGACAGGGAAAGGUCUGCUACCAGUCCCCAGGAGCAACGAAAGAGUUAACACAGCAGGGGCAGCCAUGGGGUUGUCUUCACACUUCUUAGGCAUUCCCCAUUCUCCCCUCCCUUGGGGGGGGGGUGCACAGUUCCUUCUUGCAGUGUGUCAUGUAAAUACAUACAUACUUCACAUGUAAAGGUCAAGAAUAAAUUCAGUAGCAGCAGAGCUCUGUUCUAUCAUGCACAGCCACAUUUAAGGAUUUUUAAGGCCAUUGAUAUUCUAUCGUCAAAAGCCUGUGUAUACACCUUGGAUGAGUGUGCUCUUAGGAACAUGGAGACAUGACAUUUCCCAUGCCCCCUCUCACAUGCCCAGUAAGUCUGAAUAGUCACCGUUAUACUUAUUCCCUAGUAUGGAAGAAGAGCCCAUGAUAUGGUGGCUUCAAAGGGCCUAGAAUUGCUGUUUGAAGACAGGCAGUCUCAGGCUUCAGCUGCACUCCAUAAUAGCCAAAAAGAACAGGUUUGGGGUAGAGAGCACAUCAGAUGCCAUCACAAUGAUAUUUCUGCAGUGUGCCUGGGUGACUGGAAUCAGGUCAUAGUAAUUGCUCAGGGCUGGCUAAAAUUCCCCAACCCCCAGUCCCCAAAUAACAGCUUUCCAUUGCCCUCCUUCAGCUGCUCUGUUGCCAAACCUUUGCUUGAAUUAUUAAUAGCAACCAACCCGCCCUGCUCAAGAAAGCUCUGAAUGCCAAGUUUCCUUGCAAACUGAAAUUAUUCCAAACUUCAGCAAUCCUGUUCUACAAGAAAUGUAUAAACACAGUCCCUGCUAGAGCACAGGGGCACUCACAGGAUCUGGUGCCCCGCCAACCUCAUCAGGGCCUCACAGAAAAACCAGUUGCUCUGAGUUGUAAACAGUAAUCAAAAGGUACCAUGCCUUGCCCUCCCUGCCAUCUGGGGGUUGGAUCACGGUCCUUGCUAAGGCACCUCUGGGGAGAAGGAAUUGAAACCUUGCCUUCUGAAGUACGCUUCUCAUUUGAUGAGGAUGUAAAUCUCCCUCUGGUGUUAUGUCCUGUUGUAGAGAAUGACAACAGGCACUAUCAGCCAUGUCCAUCCUCCCUCCCUCCUUGAUUCCCUCCUUCUCUUCUUCCCUCCCUCCCCAGUAUCCAGUAGAAGGUGCAUCACUUCCUGCAGGUGAGAGGAGAAUUGGUUGAGGGCCACCCCUAGCAUGCCAUCCUGGAGGCUCCAGGUUACUUUUUUACACUCCUGCUUUUUCAUACUGUUUUUGCUGUCUGCAAAGGAAGGUGAGGAGACGCAUGUCAUCCAUACCUGGAGGCAUCCAGAAAGUGGCCAGUAGAUGACAUAAAGGUCCCCAGGGCAAGGAAACAUCAAGUGUGUCCAGCAAGGCUAAGGCUAGAAUUCUACAAGGAAAGAAAAGCACUUUAUAUCUUAACAUCUCAAGAACACUAGGAUUUAGGAAAAUAAAAGACAUUUCUGGCGACACUUGAUUGGUUUUUACAGUGUUGCAGUUCCUCGCUAGCAGAUUCCUAAGAAAGUGGACGGAAACAAUGCUCCUCCAAUCGGUGUGCAUGUCCGCAAGUUUGUACUACAUAAGGCAAGAGUUCAACACGAGCAGCCGAAUGCCAAGCACCAGGCAAAGAAAGCAAAAGCUUAGUGUCUUAUGUCAUUGUAGUGUUAACUUGGCUUUCUAAUUUAAUGAACAGAACUAUGGCUCCAUUUAUUAUUAAAUCACUAUAUAUAUAUCACUACUAGCUCUCCCAACGUGGCAACAUUUCCUUCCCUGUGACACACCUGCCAACAGCUGUGUUCCGCUGAAACAGGACUCAAGAGAUUUGGAUCCAAGGCCAGUGCUGCCUGCUCUGUUUACAACGGCUUGUGUUUUGUGAAUAUAUAUAUCAAAUGUUGUAAUAUAUUUUUAUGAUAGAAUUGGUGGUUAAUACAAGGAAAUAUAUAUAUAUAUAUUGUGAUUCUGUCCAAUAAAAAUUCCUGUUAUAAAAUUUCACCUCUA
Meriones unguiculatus (Mongolian gerbil) is the source of this 10528-nucleotide messenger RNA. It is a transcript of the gene Gpr26, whose product is annotated as G protein-coupled receptor 26. Gene Ontology annotation, cellular component: membrane. Bases 1 to 1014 code for a protein of 337 amino acids. The transcript has 3 exons. The record is from RefSeq and is a predicted model, not a curated record. Gene Ontology annotation, molecular function: G protein-coupled receptor activity. Gene Ontology annotation, biological process: adenylate cyclase-activating G protein-coupled receptor signaling pathway. Lineage: Eukaryota; Metazoa; Chordata; Mammalia; Rodentia; Muridae.